UUUGCCAUGCCCCCCCUUCUCCCCCCCCCCCCCGUUUCCUCCUUCUCUCCAACAUUGUGCAGACCCAGGCGACUGCCAAAAUUUUCCAGCUGCCUCCAACUUCCUCAAUCCAGCGGCAUAAAAGAGCUGUGGAUGCGGCAGCUGCAUCCCCAGUCCAGGCUGCAGCACGCUCCCACUGACAGCAGGGCAGGAUGCUGGGGAUGUGGCCCACACUGCUGGUCCUGUUUGUCCCCAUGGUGGUGGCCCAGCUGCACCCUGAGCAGGCGCUGGAUAUCCAGUGGGACCUGUGGAAGAAAACCUACCGCAAGCAGUACAAUGGUGAGGCGGAUGAGGUGGCACGGAGGCUGAUCUGGGAGAAAAACCUCAAGUAUAUCAACACUCACAACCUGGAGCAUACACUGGGUGUCCAUACCUUUGAGCUGGCCAUGAACCACCUGGGUGACAUGACCAGCGAGGAGGUGGUGAGGACAAUGACGGGCCUGAAGGUUCCCCAGAGCCGCCCACACCGCAAUGAGACGCUCUACAUCCCUGACUGGACUGACAGAGCCCCUGCUGCUGUGGACUGGAGGAGGAAGGGCUACGUGACUCCUGUCAAGAACCAGGGUCAGUGUGGCUCGUGUUGGGCCUUUAGCUCAGUGGGCGCGCUGGAGGGGCAGCUGAAGCGGAAGACGGGGAAGCUGCUCUCGCUCAGCCCUCAAAACCUGGUGGACUGCGUGGCCAAUAACAAUGGCUGCGGUGGUGGCUACAUGACCAACGCCUUUGAAUAUGUCCGGCAGAACCGUGGCAUAGACUCGGAGGAUGCCUACCCCUACAUUGGCCAGGAUGAGAGCUGCAUGUACAGCCCCACUGGAAAGGCAGCCAAGUGCCGUGGCUAUCGGGAAAUUCCUGAAGGCAAUGAGAAAGCUUUGAAGAGGGCUGUGGCCAGGAUUGGACCUGUCUCUGUGGGCAUCGACGCCAGCCUGCCCUCCUUCCAGUUCUACAGCCGGGGUGUGUAUUAUGAUGAGAGUUAUGCUGAAAACAUCAACCAUGCAGUGCUAGCGGUGGGCUAUGGCACGCAGAAGGGCACCAAGCACUGGAUCAUCAAGAACAGCUGGGGUGAGGAGUGGGGCAACAAAGGCUACGUGCUCCUGGCACGCAAUAUGAACAACGCCUGUGGCAUCGCCAAUCUUGCCAGCUUCCCCAAGAUGUGAGAGCUCCCGGCCUGCUCCCUUCCUGUGCCCAUCAGGCUGCCCUGCCCUGCUUCUGUCUUCAGACUCACACCUUUCGUUCUCGGUCUCCGAAGCUGCUGUCGCUCCAGGGGCAUUGCUGCUUCCCCAUGAGAAAUCUCACCCAGGUGAGGGGCAAGUCCCCAGCCACAGAGAAACGCUGCCAUCAGCUCACCCCAGGCCCCAUCAGCAUGAUGUGUGCCCGAUGCCACCUUCCCGGAGCAGUGGAUGCUUGGGGCCAGGCUUGGUCAGCUCCAGGGAGGCUGAUCUGUCUGGAGACGAUUGUGCAAACUGGCCUGGUGCUGGUCUCUGCCUCUGGGAACCAGACGUGGACCUCCCUGUGCCGAGGGUGUGGAUCUGGCCCUCCUGCCCAUCUCCCCCUGCAUCCCAGGGGGCUGUGAAAAAUAUGAUUAUAUUUUUAAAAUAAACACUGUUGGGAAUAAA
Molecule: messenger RNA, 1649 nt
Organism: Cygnus olor (mute swan)
Lineage: Eukaryota; Metazoa; Chordata; Aves; Anseriformes; Anatidae
Gene: CTSK
Product: cathepsin K
Biological process (GO): immune response
Cellular component (GO): lysosome
Molecular function (GO): cysteine-type endopeptidase activity
Source: RefSeq, a predicted model, not a curated record